Molecule: messenger RNA, 1473 nt
Organism: Conger conger (European conger)
Lineage: Eukaryota; Metazoa; Chordata; Actinopteri; Anguilliformes; Congridae
Product: cytochrome P450 2F2-like
Exons: 9
Coding region: 1-1473 (490 amino acids)
Biological process (GO): xenobiotic metabolic process
Cellular component (GO): intracellular membrane-bounded organelle; cytoplasm
Molecular function (GO): oxidoreductase activity, acting on paired donors, with incorporation or reduction of molecular oxygen, reduced flavin or flavoprotein as one donor, and incorporation of one atom of oxygen; iron ion binding; heme binding
Source: RefSeq, a predicted model, not a curated record
AUGCUGGGCUCUGUUAUUCUCUUCUGGAUCAGCUUCAGCUUCCUCUUCCUCCUCUUCAGAACCAAGAGGCCAAAAAACUUCCCCCCCGGACCUCGACCCAUCCAGAUUUUUGGAAAUCUGCUGCAGCUUAACCUGGAAAGUCUUCCCAACGAUCUCAAGAAGCUGUCGGAGCGCUAUGGGAAGGUCUACAGUAUCUAUCUUGGGAGGAAGCCAGCUGUGGUGCUCAACGGCCUGCAGGCAAUGAAGGAAGCACUGGUCACUCAAUCUGUGGAGUUUGCUGGACGACCUAAAGGGCUUAUGUUAAAUCAUCUAACAAAGGACACAGGUAAAACAAUGGCAAAACAUGGGCCAGUGUGGAAGGAGCACCGGAGAUUUGCCCUCACAACCCUAUGGAACUUCGGCCUGGGGAAACGAUCCAUGGAGGGGAGGAUUCUGGGAGAGAUUCCCUACAUAGCCUCACAAUUAGAAAAUUCUGGUAAGGCAAUAGACCCCCAGAUCCUGUUCCACAAGGCCACAUUCAACGUCAUGUGUAUGGUCCUGUUGGGGACUCGAUUCACACAUGAUGAUGAGUUUCUGCAGCAGAAUAUUCACCUUUUGAGGGAAAUGUCAAGGAUCAGCAAUGGCCCCUGGACUAUGAUAUAUGAAAUGUUGCCCCUGCUGAGGUAUCUGCCCCUGCCCUUCCAGAAGGUCUUUCAGAACAUGAACAUGAUCAGAAAGUCGCUGGCAGACCAGGUGUCCCAACACAAGGAGUCUCGGGUCCCAGGAGAGCCACGGGACCUAAUUAACUGCUACCUAGAUGAAAUGGAAAAGAGAGGAGAUGAUGGCUCCUCCUUCAGUGAUUAUCAGCUGGUCAGUUACCUGUUGGACAUCCUCUUUGCUGGAACAGACACCAGCGCCAACACACUACUCAGUGCCUUUCUGUACAUCACGACUCACCCAGAUGUUCAGGAGAGGUGUCAGAAGGAGAUCGAUGAGGUGCUUGGGGAGAAGGAGCAGGCCACAUUUGAGGACAGGCACAGGAUGCCCUACACACAGGCCAUGAUCCACGAGAAUCAGCGAGUCGCCGACACAGCACCUCUCGCUGUGUUCCACGCCACCACCAAAGACACACGGCUGAUGGGCUACGAUAUCCCCAAGGGAACCAUCAUCAUCCCCAACCUCACCUCUGUACUGAGUGAGGAAAGCCAGUGGAAGUUUCCUCAUGACUUCAACCCCUCCAACUUCCUAAACGAUGAGGGGCAGUUUGUGAAGCCAGAGGCCUUCAUGCCUUUCUCUGCAGGGCCUCGGCUGUGUCCAGGAGAGGGUCUCGUGCGCAUGGAGCUCUUCCUCAUUCUCGUGACGCUCUUACGCCGCUUCAAGUUUGUCUGGCCUGGAGACGCAGGGGUGCCUGACUACACCCCUAUUUUUGGUGCUAAUCAUACACCCAAACCGUACAGAAUGGGUGUUAGACUGAGAAGCAGUUCAGUUCAGUGA